Molecule: messenger RNA, 1800 nt
Organism: Meyerozyma guilliermondii ATCC 6260
Lineage: Eukaryota; Fungi; Ascomycota; Pichiomycetes; Serinales; Debaryomycetaceae
Product: Zn(2+) transporter
Exons: 1
Coding region: 1-1800 (599 amino acids)
Biological process (GO): monoatomic cation transport; transmembrane transport
Cellular component (GO): membrane
Molecular function (GO): monoatomic cation transmembrane transporter activity
Source: RefSeq, a predicted model, not a curated record
AUGGCUUCCGAGAUCGAUCCUCCUGACGACAUAUCUGAUGGUGAACAAUAUGGAACAACAAAAACCCAAAUUUUGAGUAACCCACCUAAUCUCCUGUUUCUUCAAAGUGCCAAUUUUUCCACCGAUUCACUUGGGGAUUCCGACGUAUACGAUGCCCACGCCGCCGAAAGCGUUCCCGGAACACCCACAAUUGGUCUCCAGCAAAGUCCCAUACCCAGACGGUACUCAAACUCAUCGCUAGCUUCUCCCCAACGCACUACAUUCUCUAAUCGGACACCGAGACCAAAGUCUGUUUUCGACAUGGAUACGAGUCAACUCAUAAUACUGGAAGACGGAAGUCCUGCUCACCGCAUAAACAACACUCCAAGAGCACGUAACUCAGCGUAUUUUGCUUCCACAAGGUCGUACAUUCCUUCGGCGCCGAUUGCUCCUCCGUCGGGUUCGAGGUCCAGUUCUCCAAUUCGAGCCACGUCUCCGUCACGCAAUGGUCGCAAUUAUAGGGCCAAGUCGCCGGUUCGAAGAUCUUCCUCGCCGUCAAAGUCUCCUCAGCCUUUCAAUUUCCAGCCCCAGGAAUUAAUGAUCCAUGGAAAUGGCUCGGGACCAACGCUCCAGGUGAAAACUGCCCACAGAAAAGGUCACAAAUACAAGCACUCGUCGGUGUCUAUGAACUUGUUCCAGGAACCUCCGCCUGCUGCCGUAUCCGCGAAUCAAGCCAUGAUCCCAGAUCUGCAUCCGAUUCCCACAUUCAAGGAGUCGGUUUCUUCAUUGACAUCUCACCAAAAGAUAAAGCUCGCCUGGUCGGUGUGUCACCUUUUGCUUGCGGUGGCUUUAUUUAUAGUUGGGUUUCAUUUCAAGCUCGCAUCUUUAUCGACUCUUGCUCAUCUUGUCGUGUACGAUUCGCUUGGGUCGUUGGUAAUAGUGCUUGUCGAUGUGAUGUCAAAUUUUGAAGUUUGGAGCUGUUCGUCAAUCGCUUAUCCAUUUGGACUUGGACGCCUCGAGGUGCUCGCCGGGUUUGCAUUGAGUACCUCUUUGAUCAUGGUGGGCUGCGACCUAAUUAGCCACUUUUGCGAGGAGUUUGUGAUUGAGUGGAUAGUGAAGGACCCGCAAGUUGACCAAGAGGCCCACCAGCAUCUGUCUCAUCACAUUCAUGGCGGCGGAACUAUUGAAAAUAUGUUUGCAUACGAGGUUUCGUUGUGUAUCACCAUCAUCUUUACCCUCUUAACCUCGAGAUAUAUUGUUGCGUCCGAUCGGAUUAACGAAAUGAUAUCUUCCACUGGGAAAGAGAAGGGAGGAGAGGGUCGCAUACGACCGGUAUUGUCGGUGAUACUCAAGCAUCCUACCCAUUUUUUGACUCUACUUUUUGCAAUUGGCCUCGCAUUACUUCCAGUUAUACCAGAGGCUUUCACGUCAAAGAUAGACUUGGAGAUUAGUGACGCUUCUACCUUGACCAUUGCUUGCCUCUUGUGCUUUACUGGAUGGAGACUUGUGAGUAAGCUUGGUUCAAUACUCUUAUUGUCAUAUCCUUACUCAAGUUACGACUACUACAACCUAAAAAAUGAAAUCAUCGAUGGCAUUUACACUAUCGAGGGCUUCAAGAAAUCGUUUACGGUUGACAAGUUAUUUAUUACAAAGUUCAAUCACCGCCUUUUCGUGGUGGGGUUGAAAUUCCUGAUGAUCGGUGCUAGUAUUGACGACGAAUCUCGGUUUAGAUUCGAAAUCAACCGACUUAUCUCUCGCAAGAUUGCCACUCUUGAGUAUGCUAGCCCUCAGCUCGAGCUCACAAUUGACAUUACUAGAUAG